Molecule: messenger RNA, 7308 nt
Organism: Varanus komodoensis (Komodo dragon)
Lineage: Eukaryota; Metazoa; Chordata; Lepidosauria; Squamata; Varanidae
Gene: BCAT1
Product: branched chain amino acid transaminase 1
Exons: 11
Coding region: 159-1316 (385 amino acids)
Biological process (GO): L-valine biosynthetic process; L-leucine biosynthetic process
Cellular component (GO): mitochondrion
Molecular function (GO): branched-chain-amino-acid:2-oxoglutarate transaminase activity
Source: RefSeq, a predicted model, not a curated record
GAGAGAGAAAGAGAGUGAGAGGGUAAAAGGAGAAUCGUGCCCGGUCUUCGCAGCCGUGCAGAGAGAUCCGUCGAAGAAGGCGCAAGGAGAACCCCCUCCUUUCCCGCCGGCUUUUAAGAUUAUUUUUUCCCCUAAGUGGGGGUGCUUUUGGCAACACGAUGAAGGGCUGUCAAAAUGACUGUGCAGCAGGGUGUACGGGGGCAGCCACCAAGCAUGUGACCGAAUCAUUCAAGGCUGCUGACCUAAAAAUCAACCCGUCUACCACUUUCAAAGAAAAGCCGGACCUGAACGGCCUGGUGUUUGGAACUGUUUUCACAGACAACAUGCUGUUCAUAGAGUGGUCGUUAGCUUCAGGUUGGGAGACACCUCAUAUUAAGCCUUUGGAGAACCUCUCUGUGCAUCCUGCAAUCUCAGCUUUUCACUAUGCUGUCGAACUCUUUGAAGGCAUGAAGGCAUACCGAGGUGAGGAUGGCAAAAUCCGCUUAUUUCGACCAAGGCUCAACAUGGACAGGAUGUUGCGGUCAGCCCUGCGGGCGACUUUGCCAGGGUUCGACAAAGAAGAGCUCUUGGAGUGUAUCCGGAAAUUGGUGGAAGUUGAAAAGGAGUGGGUGCCAUAUUCAACCUCUGCUAGCUUGUAUAUUCGCCCUACUUUAAUUGGAACAGAGCCCUCGCUUGGAGUCAAGAAACCCUCAAAAGCACUUCUGUAUGUGAUCCUGAGCCCUGUGGGACCCUAUUUCUCCAGCGGGAGCUUCAACCCCAUAUCCUUGUGGGCAGAUCCAAAAUACGUCCGGGCCUGGAAAGGAGGCACGGGGGACUGCAAACUGGGAGGGAACUACGGCUCUUCUAUUUAUGCCCAGCGUGAAGCCAUGGAAUUAGGGUGCCAGCAGGUUCUCUGGCUGUAUGGGGAUGACCAUCAGAUUACGGAAGUUGGGACCAUGAAUCUCUUCCUGUAUUGGCAAAACGAAGAUGGAGAAGAGGAGCUGGCGACCCCACCGCUGGACGGCAUCAUUCUUCCUGGGGUGACGAGGCAGAGCAUUUUGGACUUGGCGCGCAAGUGGGGAGAAUUUAAAGUCUCAGAGCGCUACAUUACCAUGGGUGAUCUGAAAGCUGCCUUGAAGGAGAACAGGGUGAAGGAAAUGUUUGGUGCCGGAACAGCUUGCGUUGUGUGUCCCAUUUCUACAAUAUUAUACCUGGGCAAGAAUUUGCACAUUCCAACGAUGGAGAAUGGACCUCAAAUAGCUACCCGUUUCUUGAACCAGCUGAGUGAUAUCCAGUAUGGAAGAGAAGAAAGCGAGUGGACAGUCAUGGUAUCAUGAACCUGAAGGACAGGGCAGUUUGGACCUUCCGGCAGCACUACAAGGCAGGCCGAAACAGCACCCGAACGAUGAUCAGUUUUGCCGUAGCUCUGCGUAGAAUAGUCUCUGUGUUUUCACUUUGUUCCUGGGCUGGGGAGUGUGAUUUUCUUCACAUGCCAGGGAGUGUGAACACAAACAUGUUGAUUUUCUACUGUGAUUUUGCUCUAGACUUAGAAACCUGUCUUCUGGUAGAGGUGCUAGUUGUCAGCAAUAGACACUUUCCUAACAGAUUCCUUGGUGCCCCCUGUGUCUUUGAUACGGUUGACAGGUGUGUGACAAGUUCUUCAACUGCUCUUGCACGCCAAGUACUCGUUUAUUUUCUUAAUGUUUUAACAGUAGACCAGGACUGUUACACGCAACACAAUUACCAAGUGGCUCAGAGAAACGUUUUGCUGUCUCUGACUCUUCCUUUUCUUUCCAACGUUGGAAGAUAACUUUUAUUCAUUGUAAGAUAUCUACUUGUCCACCCACCCACCCACCCACCCACCUAGUUUAUCUAUCCUGUUGUCUCUGUUUUUGUGGGAUAUUGCUCCAAGAUCUUUUUAUGUUUCUUACUGAUGUUUUGGUUGUUGAGGCCACAUCUCACAAGGUUUCUAAAGCUGGAUUUGAUCCUUCUGCAGCACCUGGUGAUACUGGACCAUGGGCAGAUUCAAAAUUUCCUUUUCUCCCUACUGAAAGGGCUUCACCAAUGCCACAUGGUGAAGUGCUUUGUGGAAGGAGGCUGUUGGAAAGGAGGUUGGCUAUGCUGGGUGAGGACUUUUCCAUCCCUCACUUCUCGAACAAGCACGAUUCUGAAGAAGUAGCUCAAGGUCUGGUGAUCACGUGAUCCACCAUAUUGCAGCCACCCGAGUGGGAUGGCGCAGAGUGGUGUCCUGCAGCAGCAGGGGGUUGGACCCGAUGGCCUUCAUGACCCCUUCCAGCUCUACUCUUCUGUGAUUUUAUUAUUAUCCCUUAUGUUUUUAAAUCCCUUUAAGGUGAUCCACAUCUACGUAGUUCUGCCAGUGCUGGGAUAGCCACCUUGGUUCCUUGGAGGUGUGGACAGUGGAGUUUCAUCAUCCACGGCAGCUCUAGCCCACAUUCCGACUCCAUCAUUUCCUUGCCAAAUUGCUGAUUAGUGAAGAGCUAAUCAGGCAUGGCCUUAGUCUAUCGGAAGGACCAGUAAGGUGCAGCCUACAUCCUGAGGUCUGGAAGACCCGCUAAACUAGGCAUGAGCAGGGCUUACAAAGUCAUCACUGCGUAUUUCUUUAGGUUUAGGUCCUUUGAGGUUCACCAUCCAGAGCUGGUUGCAAAAUAGUGGCAAUCGAGAGCAAACCUCUCCAUCCAUUGAGCUAUACAAUGGGCUCAAUGAGCUGGGCUGACUUGCGUGUACAUUCUGAGUCAGGAAACAAAAGUCUCCAUUGGAAUUAAAAAGCCAUUUCAUUGUUAAGAACUGAGUCGGAAACAUUUACCCAUCUACUGCAAAAGGAUCCAGUGAUCCCUAUCUCCCUUCUACCCACCCUGAUUUGGAUCAUCUCCGUCAGCCAGGGACUAAAUUGCCCUUUUAGAGCUAUAGUAAGCGUACGGUGCAGGGGGCUGGAAGGAACGUGUUUUUUUUAACUCUUCGUUGUUCUUGUUCCAUCCCUUCCCUUUCCUUAAGGCCUGUUUUCCAUUUCUCCAAAUCACUCCAGUUUCACCCAUAUGGGUCACUAUGUAACUAUUUCCUUUGGUUUGUCUUUAUCCUUAAUCCUAUGUGAAUUUUGCCAUCUACCAAACAAGAUCUUUAGCUCUUGGCUCACCCCCUUUUGAGAGAGCUUUAAAACAUCUCUUGCCAAAGAGGUUACCUAAGUAUAGUAUUUAGCAUGCUCAAAUUCCAUGGGCCAGAUAUGGAUUGCUUUAACAUUAUCAUAGCCUCAUGGGGCAGCAAGUGAAUUACACUGGUCAGGUAGCCAAUGAAAUAGUGUGGGGAACUGCUUGCUGUUUUGUUAUUGCACUAAUGAAGAAUUUUGGGAACAGAAGCGUAUUUUAUUAGGGAGGGUGAAAUUUUGGAAAUGAUUAUCUCUGUCACUUUUCUAACAGAGCCUACCUCUAACUGAUGAUUUGCUAAAUACCUGUCUCUCCUACCUCCCCACAUACCUUCUGGUCUUGUAGCCACAUAGGAUGUUCAGAGAACAGAUGGCACAGAACUCCCUGGACUGUACUAUUGCAUGUGAGGGGUGGUGGAAGUGCUGAGACCGCCUGUUUAAAUGUCACCAUAUAUCUACAGUGAUUAGAACGAAAAAGUUAGCAUCUCAAGGAAAAGAAACGUGCCCCAUUCUUUCUCCGGCAUGUGCAAGCUCUUCUGGAUGCGUGGGAGCAGUCGGAAAGACCUGACGUGAUACAACCUGCCAGGUCCCCUGAGCCAAGUACUUUUGCUGACCAUUUUGAGCAGCACAUAAAAUGUGUCCAUUGGAUUAGAUGGUCCAGCUUUUAAUUACAUGUCCAGGAUCUGACUGGCAGCCAUUCCCAUGUUUGCAGUUCCUCUCCCUUUUGCUUGCAUAUCCUUUGUAGAAAACCUAUCAAUGCUAUAGGCAGUGGUGCCAGUUCACACACGAAUAUUUCUCUGCACGAGUGCAAACCUGGGUAGGCCCAUGUCUGUUCACAAGGAGAACAAAACAUAGAGUGUGAAUUUGCUCCAGGUGACUGAGCAAUGGAUGUCGAGACAGGUUUCUAAGUUUUUGUGCCACUUUAUUGAAGACUAGUUGAGACUAAUUGUGCCAAAUCGUGUUCUGUUCAGAAUACACACUUAAGCACAAAUGUUUGUGCCACUUACAGUAGAAAUAGCACUGUGUAUUUCCUCUUCUUGCCUCUUGAGUGUUUGCUGUGCUCCAAUCAUUGUUCAGUUUCAGUCCAAGUAUUGCUAGCCAGAGGUAUGUGGGUGGGGUUCCCAUCGUCCUGCUCCUGAGACUGCUGGCCACGGGAUUAAAUGGGACACACCAUGCUUCUGACACCCAGGAGGAGAGCUGCUUGAACAAGGCCAUGAUCAUAACUGAAGAGUGCCUUCUGAAUAGAGGGAGCAUGUCUGUGCUGAAAGAGUCACCUCACUGAGACCAAAACUAGGUGUUCAGCCGAUUUCUCAAAGAUGGGAUGGGGGAGCCCAGAUUCUGCCAUGGAGCGACAGGAAGAGAGGCCAUCUGCAGUGAAUCAGCCGAGAGUGGGGCCUGUGCCGAGCCAGUGCUUGCCUCCCCCGGGUUCCUUUUCCCAUGCCUUUGUUUGCCACUUCGAGGAAUGCAAUCAGUUGUGCAGAUAGUCUGGAGGGGAUUAUAGGGGAGAUGACAGGCAGGGGGAUGAUUGGGUGGGAGAGGUGCCGAUGGGUUCUCCAUCUUCUUCUGCCUUGUGUGGUGUGGGGUCAGCAGUGGAGGCUCCCAGACCCACCCCAGUGGGCUCCCCUGAAGUCUAGAGGGAGCCUCUUCUUGCAGGCUGUCAGUGGCAGCCCCGAAGGCGACUGGCUUCCCUCUAGGCCGGCUGCCCAGCACACAGAGAAAGGAGAACUCUGUGCGUGUAGGAGAGAGGACAGCGUUAAAUCCCUGGAGUGAGAAGAGGAGCAGGGCGGGUCCCAGGUGGGGAGGACAAAAGCAUGCUAUUCCUGCAAGGCUCAGUGCUUUUCCACGCUGCGAUGAGACUGUGCCUGGAAGAGCCGGUCCCUGGUUCCCGGAGGGAAAAUGUUACUGGUUUCGCCACACUGCUGUGGAACACCUGGAGCUUCUGACGUGGCUGCCACGUUCAUUCAAUAGGAUUGCCUUUGUAUCCUGCUCUUUGCGGAGGACGACUGAAGGAAUGCCCCUGAGCAGUGGUUGCGUAUGUGUUGUCAUGUGCAGGGUCAAAGUAUUUCCUGCAGGCAUCCUAUGGAGCUGUCUGAUAUCAAGCUCAGGCCCCUGAAUUGCUCUUGUCUGGGUAGCGGUUCUCCCAUUGGAGAGAUGCCCGGCAAUAUGAAUUGCUUCUUGGCAGUAGCACGUGAUCUCCGCACUCUCCUUUUACACCAGAAUACGUGGUGCAUAUUCGGCUUCAGCCGCCUUGCAGCGGUGGCAUUCUUGUCCUUUCCCGUGCCUAUGGGACCUCUCGGAAGCGGGGAGAGCCACUGGAUUUUGCUAAGGAUCUGGAGGCACGGGAGGAGGAAGCCAGAAGCUCUCCCACCUUUUGUGUGGAGCAUCCAAGGAGGCCCUCGUGCUGACAGUGUAAGGCAGGGAGAGCAACUCAUCGCUUGGCAGGCGCUUCGCCCUGCAACACCCAUGCUCCCCUGUGCUGGCUAGGGCACAUGGGAAGCAUAGGCAAAGCCAUCUGCGGGGCUGGAAGUUGCCUGCCCCAGGAUAGGAAGUCGCUGCCUGUUCUUAGAAGGGGUCUGCGAGAAAGAAUUGGUUCAUUCCAGUAAAAGAGGUGGCUGGAAUAAGCAGACACUCCCCUUGCUGUCGUUCUGCAAAACUCCCCUUCUGUUUCUUGUGGCCAAAUCAGUUCCACAUUGCAGGGAAAUACCCUUGUAUUCGACCAAGCAUUGAAUCAUUUGUCACACAGGAAAGCACACUAUGAAGUCAUUAAAACCCCAGGCUUGCUUCCCCAAUACACAUUUUUAAAAAAAAAUCUGUUAAAAAGAUGCAGCCUGAUUUGAAUGAUUAUUAUACCACUCUGUCGGCCUAAGUGAGGCUGGGGAAAAGUUCAUUCUGUUCAUAUUUUAAAGCAGGCUUACCUAACCUGCACUUGCCAAAACAAAACACAAGCUGAGCCGCACUUUGAGAUUCACUGAUUCUCAGAUUUUGCAAUGUAGUCGUCCAGGUUAAAAAUGCAUACAAAAUGAAUGUAUUAGGAGAAAGCGUGCACAAAAGUAUGUAUAUUAGUGAAGACAGUGUAUCAAAAUAUAUUAGGGGAAAUUGCAUGCCAAAAUGGUUAUAUUAGGAGAAAAGCAAGGCAAAACCAACUUGAGGUUGGAAAAAUGAAACAUGCAGUGAAAUCAGAAUGGUCAUAUUUGUCCAUUCCUGUGAGCCGUUUUCCCUGUUCUGUUAUUUAAUGGGUUCAAAAUGUUGGUCUGCUCUAGAGUCCAUGAUUCCUUCAUUCCAUCAUUACUGGAAAAUUUAUAUUUAAUUCUGGAAUUAAAUUGCACUUAAGUGUAAUUUAGCAACAACAGCAACAACAAACCAAGUGCAAUUUGCAGAAGCCUUUAUCUAAACUGCAUCUUUUUUUCUCCUGUGUUACCAAUAUUCCCUUGUAUUUCCUUGAGAAGUGCACUAACGAUCCAUGGUAAAAUAACAUUGUAACUAUAAUGUAAAUUUCCACUGGGGGAGACAGGGGUCUUCCAAGGAAGCAGUAGAAGUUGCAUAUAACCUUUUCAGGAAAAGCUGUUAAUCAAAGCAGCCCCUUACCCACACUAGCUACACACUCUGCUCAGUAUAAAAAGCUGUAACACUCCUACUAGGUAGCUAAGAGAACACAAUAGUUUUAAACAGCUACUUGUCUGUAUUACUGAACAUAGCUAGUGCAUUGGCCACAAUCCUCAGGCAUGCACCUACAACAUCUGUGCAUGCACCCAAAAUCUCCCAUCUGUUCCCUCUUCAGCUUUUUUCACCAAACUUCCAAGCUGCUUUUCAACACAAGCAGUUCACAGGUCCAUGUGUGGAAUCUGCGGAAGAUGGUCCAGAAGAGUUGUGUGCAUGCAUGAGUUACUUACCUCUUUGCUCUGUGGCCGUCAAGUUUAACUGGAGUGCACUGUUGUGUCUUUGCGAUGUGAUCCAAGAGUGUUUUAUGCUCUGGAAUUGUCUGUAUAAAUGGAUACAACCGGUUUGAGGUGUGCUUUUGUUUGCUUGUGUUUUCAGACUGUGAUUGCUUAAGAUCCUGGUUUUUCAAUGGUCUUUUCUUCAAAUGUAAAGGAGUUUAUCAGAUCACACUCAAACCAGCAGAGUAUUUUGAUAUUGCGUGACAAUCCUAUGAAAAAAAUAAAAACUAUACCUUC